AAUAUUCGGCUGCAAGUCAAUUCGACCGCGCGCCAUGUAAUGUUUGCAAUGAUGUUUUGAGUGCAUUUUACGAGUUUUACGUGAAAAUAAAGUGAUAUUAAGUUAAAAUGGGGCGCCGGUCGAUUAAUACCACUAAGAGUGGUAAAUACAUGAAUCCCACCGACCAAGCCAGAAAAGAAGCCCGGAAACAGGAAUUAAAAAAGAAUAAAAAGCAGAGACAGAUGGUACGGGCCGCUGUUUUGAAAGGCAAAGACCCGCAACAGAUUUUAGAAGAAAUGGAAAAAAUUGAUCAGAUGGAGUAUAAUGUUUAUCAACCGUCGCCCUUAAAUGAGAAAGUUUUAAAAGACAAGAGAAAAAAGUUAAGGGAUACGUUAGAUCGAGUUCUUAGUAUGUAUUAUAAAGACGAUCCUGAUAAGUGGGCCGAUUUGAAACGAAGACAAGCCGAUUAUGAACAUAAAAGGAACCAAUUAGUCGCAUUUUAUGAGUCUGUUAAGAGUGCACAGCAAGUCCAAGUUGAUGAAAUUCCUCUGCCACAACUACCCCAACAACCAAGUAAUGCCCCAGCGCAAAUCCCGCUACCUUCGGAAAGAAAACAAGAGCACACGAUUUAUUCCAUAGCCACCGCGCUAAAGUUGCAAGCACUGGGCCAGCCUGUGCGUGAGCCCCCCGGGUGCCCCCCCGGCCCGCCACCAGACAUCAACGACGACGGCGAAGUGGAAGACUUCACUCGAACCGACGACGAAAAGGACGAAACAACUGAAGACUCCGACACAGACCCCUCCUCCAAGCCCACCUCCCUCCAACAGAAAAUGGUGGCUUUAUCUGGCCAAAACGUCGACGACUUCAUGAAAGAAAUGGAAGUCGUCCAGAAAAAACUCGAAACAAAAGAAGACGAAACCCGGGCUAAAACCCACCCUGAACCACUCAUCCCUCCCGGAACGGACCUCCCACAGCCCCCCACUCCACUCCUAUUCCCCAAUCCUGGACUUCGAUUGCCUCCAGGCCCGCCCCCCGGCCGUCCCCUUCUCCCCCCAGCGCCACCACCGGGAUUACCACCGCCGCCUAGGAUGCCGCUGCGUAUCCCACCAGCGCCACCUAGGAUGAUUCGCUUGCAUGGGCCCCCGCCUACGCUCCCAGGGGGCCCCAAUUUGCCCUUAGGGACCCCGAAUGUGUUGUCGGCAGCCCCCCAACUCAUAAAUCGGGUCGAGUCGACCAAACAGGGGGCGACGAUUUCGGCGAAGCCCCAAAUUCGCAACUUGAGUGCUGAUGUGACGAGGUUUGUGCCCUCGGCGUUGAGGGUUAAAAGGGAGGAUAAAAAACACAAGCCAAAUACGAGGACGUUGCACGAGUUGAAGCAGAAAGAGUACCAUUUGCAUCAAAAUACGCACCCAGAGCAACAUACGAAAGAUGACGCCUAUAAGCAGUUUAUGGAAGAAAUGCAGACGCUAUUGUAGUUUCUUUUAUUAAAAAAAUUACAGUUUCCUGUAAUGAAAA
Messenger RNA from Tribolium castaneum (red flour beetle), 1494 nucleotides. RefSeq lists its product as uncharacterized. NCBI's taxonomy places the organism in Eukaryota, Metazoa, Arthropoda, Insecta, Coleoptera, Tenebrionidae. Gene Ontology annotation, biological process: RNA processing. The record is from RefSeq and is a predicted model, not a curated record. The coding region runs from base 108 to 1454 and encodes 448 amino acids. The transcript is spliced from 5 exons. Gene Ontology annotation, cellular component: spliceosomal complex.